This is a messenger RNA of Daphnia pulex (common water flea), 1944 nucleotides long. RefSeq lists its product as uncharacterized. The transcript has 4 exons. Gene Ontology annotation, molecular function: actin binding; gamma-tubulin binding; alpha-tubulin binding. Lineage: Eukaryota; Metazoa; Arthropoda; Branchiopoda; Diplostraca; Daphniidae. The coding region runs from base 16 to 1944 and encodes 642 amino acids. Gene Ontology annotation, biological process: Arp2/3 complex-mediated actin nucleation; exocytosis; endocytic recycling. The record is from RefSeq and is a predicted model, not a curated record. Gene Ontology annotation, cellular component: early endosome; WASH complex; recycling endosome.
UUAAAUUCAACACAGAUGGCGUCCGCAGAUAAUUUGGAGUUUCUGGAUCGGAUAUCUGGUGAUAUUUUUUCCGAAGUUGCACAACGAAUCCAGGAAAGCCGAACGGAAAUCAGCAACAUUCACAAGAGAGUUGAAGUUGCACAGUCCAAGCUUGAUGGACUCAAGGGCAGCCGCAAGGUCACCAAGAUAUUUUCAAGUUCAAUUCAAGUUGAUGCAGAAUCUAUUGUGGAUGGAGACAUGGUUUUCUAUCCCACACAUCAACAAAAUGGAGCAAGACGUAAAACACCUGCUCUUCCGAGUUCUGUGUCAAAACUGGGUCUUUUGAUUUUCGACACCUGUGAUUUUCGAACCCCCCAGAGACAGUCAAAUUCAGAUAAAUCUUCUAAAUCAACUCUGCGUCGUAAACACGAUUCCGAAAUCUCUACCGACACUUCAAUCGGAGAAGCCGAUACUUUGCCGUAUCAAGAUCAUUCUGAUUGUCCUUGGUCCAUCAGUAGUCAAAGAGAUCAACUAGAACGAAGCAAUCCUCUCAAUUUUUCCUACAUGCCCGGACUGGGAGACAUUCCGGAAUUGGAUCUUCCUUUGGCCCUUCCAGACUUGCCAGGUGUUGCGGAUAAUUUGGCCUACAACGAAGACAUUGGCCCAGUUGGUUCAGAAUCUAUUGUGGAUGGAGACAUGGUUUUCUAUCCCACACAUCAACAAAAUGGAGCAAGACGUAAAACACCUGCUCUUCCGAGUUCUGUGUCAAAACUGGGUCUUUUGAUUUUCGACACCUUUGAUUUUCGAACCCCCCAGAGACAGUCAAAUUCAGAUAAAUCUUCUAAAUCAACUCUGCGUCGUAAACACGAUUCCGAAAUCUCUACCGACACUUCAAUCGGAGAAGCCGAUACUUUGCCGUAUCAAGAUCAUUCUGAUUGUCCUUGGUCCAUCAGUAGUCAAAGAGAUCAACUAGAACGAAGCAAUCCUCUCAAUUUUUCCUACAUGCCCGGACUGGGAGACAUUCCGGAAUUGGAUCUUCCUUUGGCCCUUCCAGACUUGCCAGGUGUUGCGGAUAAUUUGGCCUACAACGAAGACGUUGGCCCAGUUGGUUCAGAAUCUAUUGUGGAUGGAGACAUGGUUUUCUAUCCCACACAUCAACAAAAUGGAGCAAGACGUAAAACACCUGCUCUUCCGAGUUCUGUGUCAAAACUGGGUCUUUUGAUUUUCGACACCUGUGAUUUUCGAACCCCCCAGAGACAGUCAAAUUCAGAUAAAACUUCUAAAUCAACUCUGCGUCGUAAACACGAUUCCGAAAUCUCUACCGACACUUCAAUCGGAGAAGCCGAUACUUUGCCGUAUCAAGAUCAUUCUGAUUGUCCUUGGUCCAUCAGUAGUCAAAGAAAUCAACUAGAACGAAGCAAUCCUAUCAAUUUUUCCUACAUGCCCGGACUGGGAGACAUUCCGAAAUUGGAUCUUCCUUUGGCCCUUCCAGACUUGCCAGGUGUUGCGGAUGAUUUGGCCUACAACGAAGACGUUGGCCCAGCGAUCGCACCUUCACUGAUAGCGGCCCUUCCCGAUUUAUCUCAACUAACUGAAAACAUCAAAACUGUUAAACAUUUCCCUGUUCCACCACCACCUCCGCCGUUCAUUCCUGAUCCAGCUCCGAGCACCAAGCCCAGCGCUGCGUCUCUGGAUCGUUCUAACCUUUUUUCGGACAUUCGGGAAAGGGGUGGAUUGAAUAAACUAAAAUCCUCUGCUGGUCUUAAAUCUUCGGCUUCAACAUCUCAUCAAGCUCCGGCGGGCGACUUGAGGGCCGAUCUCUUUAACCAGCUUUCCAUGGGGCGAAAGGUCAGUUAUCUUUUUCGAGUGUUUCGUUAUUUGAAAAGGAGAAUGAGUAUUAAACUUUACCCGAUUUGGUUGAACAGCGACUUUCUAGUGAGAAUCAAGAGGUGGUUUGGUGGAUGA